This is a messenger RNA of Cyclocybe aegerita, 1968 nucleotides long. The record is from the annotation of a GenBank genome assembly. Lineage: Eukaryota; Fungi; Basidiomycota; Agaricomycetes; Agaricales; Hemipholiotaceae.
AUGCUGCUCUCAUCCUUGGUGGCGCUGAGCGCCACCUUCAGCACCGCACACGCAGUGACAGUCUACGGCCAGAUCCCUCUGGCACAAACCGCAACUCCCACAGAUCCCGCAGCACCAGUAGCGACUACUCUGGCUGCAUACAACCGCACACUCCUCAAUCCCCCACCCGUGCCCAAUCCCCUCCCCGGCACCGCAUACGAACUACCACUCCAAAGAGAUGCGGCCGCUGCCAGCGGCAUCUCGAUACCGCAUGUCGGAGGUGGCUUUUGGGGUUUCUCGAUCGAAAUGUCGGUCAUCAGCCAAGUUUUGGGCAAGAACUCCUCCCUCCUCCAGGUCCCUUUCUUGAACCUAAUGGCCAAUCUUCAGGAGAGGGCCGGCGGCGUGGUCAUCCGGUUAGGUGGAAACACGCAAGAGUUCGCCGUCAUGGUACCAGAAUUAGAGGAUGGGCGAACAUUUGGAAAGACAGACUCAGGGUCAACGCAAACGACCAAAACGCCUGCGGUGCUCUAUACUAUCGAUAUGUUCUACAUGGCGAACAACAUUUCAUCAAUGCUGAACGUAAAAUGGUUCUGCGGAAUUCCAUUCAACGAUUCAACCAACUGGCGCCUCACGAUUGCGGAAGAGGCCCAAAACAUCCUUGGUGACAACCUCCUUGCCCUUCAGGCCGGUAACGAACCGGAUUUCUAUGUGGAAUUCAAACGCCGUCUUGCCCCGUACGAACCUGCUGACUACGCUAAUGAGGUGCAAAAUCUCAUCGAGGUCAUGGACAAUAACCCGCGUAUCAUCAACAAGAAUAUGCUUCUGGGACCGAGUAUCGCAAGCGCCAACUGGCAGCCUUAUCAGGUAUGGGAGACUGGGUUCAUCGACCGCUUUAAGGAUCGCAUGUAUGCCUUUACUGUCGAACAUUACCCCGAUAACAACUGUGCUGCUCAAUUUAACACUGGAGACGUUCACAAAAACCCUCAAGAUGUUUUCCCGAACUAUCUCGACCACCAGAAAGUUGUCGACCUUGUGUUCCCGUACUAUGAGUCUACCGCCCUCUCGACCGCUGCUGGCAGGCCGUUUUUCAUGUUCGAGACCAAUACGGCUUCAUGCGGUGGUUUCGCAGGAGUGAGCGACUCGUACGGUGCGGCGCUUUGGGCUAUGGACUAUGGUUUCCAGAUGGCCUGGGCGAACUUUACUCACGGAAUGCUCCACGUCGGUGGUCAGAACGUCUUCUAUAACCCCUUCACCGCACCUCCGACGAACCAAUCUUCGUACAACCAAUGGACGGUCGGCUCCAUUUACUACUCCACCAUCGUGCUCGCCGAGGCCUUCGGAAAGACGAACACGUCCCGAAUUGUCGACCUCACUUCCACUGCAGGCUCCAUCUACACGCCUUCGUACGCCAUCUACGAGAACGACGUACUCGACAAGGUCGCUCUCUUCAACUACGUCGAUGACAAUACAGGUGCCAGCAACCUGCAAGUCACGCUGACUGUACCGAACGGAGGUACCCCUGGGUCUGUCCGCGUCAAAUACCUCGAAGCCGACAGCGUCGCCUCGAAGGACAACAUCACAUGGGCCGGCCAGACCCUCGGUAACCAGCUCGAAGUUGACGGUCGGUUCAGAGGCGAGCUGAACGUGACCACCGUCGACUGUGCAGCGACAGGCUGCGUCAUCCCCGUUCCUGCGCCUGGCUUCGCACUCGUUUUCUUCAACACCGCGGCGGAGCAGAUCAGCAUUGGUCAGGCUACGCAGACCUUUGCGACGAGCGCGCAUACGAAGAGCCACAACACGGCAACGAUCGCCUCUGCCGUCCUCGCGACGUCGAACGGGCAUUCUGGUAUGAGCCGCGACGGCUUUGGAAGUACGAGUGUGGGCAGUGUCAGCGCAGGGGUUGAGAGUGCACGGUUGAGAGCGGGCGUGUUGGUGUUGGGUCUAAUGGCUGGCGGCGCGGUCUAUCUUGCGCGGGCGUUGAUGAGAUGA